This is a messenger RNA of Salvia splendens (bonfire salvia), 595 nucleotides long. RefSeq lists its product as uncharacterized. Bases 84 to 434 code for a protein of 116 amino acids. The record is from RefSeq and is a predicted model, not a curated record. The transcript has 3 exons. NCBI's taxonomy places the organism in Eukaryota, Viridiplantae, Streptophyta, Magnoliopsida, Lamiales, Lamiaceae.
CUUCAUUCAUUAAGUCCCACAUCAAAUAAAUAAAGCCCACUCACUCUUCUUGAUCUGUCUAAUUUUGUUCCAAAUUGAGAUCAAUGGCUUCAAGAUUGUCUCUUUGUUCAUCUCCAAUGGCUGCUACAUUCAUGGGAUCAAGGGUGGGCUGUCUAACAACUAGUAAACUGGUGAUGAUGUGUUCCAAGAAUCAUACUCACACUAGAGCAUCUACCAAGAACAAGAUUUUCGAAGAUCGAUCGGCUGGUAUUGUUUGCUACAGAGAUGAGAAUGGAGAGAUAACAUGUGAAGGCUACGAUGAGGGCCCUCGUUUUCAUCAGAAUAUUUCAAGAUUCAAUCACAAUCAAAGAGAUGUUGAGAUAAUUGAACUCCUUCAAAGAUGUUGGCUACAAGUGGCUGAAGAGAGUCAUCAAGACAAUGGAGGGGAGAGUUAACUGUUUCAACAGAUUAUGUUUACAAUUAUUGGAUAUGCAUAUAAUAAGAAUCAUUCCCACUUACAUACUUCAUUAUAUGGUGUGCUUUUGUUUGGUUUUCAUUCUGGUGGUGUGUAAUUUGAUAAUCUGGAGUUCUACUAUAUAUUUCUUGUUCCUUUCAA